AUGGAAGUCAUCCAAGAGGAGACACAACAACCUUUGGAAAAAAGGAAAAAAACAACAGAUGACCCCAAAGAGAAAGGGGCAGCAUCCAAAAAAUUGGAGCCCAAGAAGGCUGAAAAGGAGGCAGCAAGUGGAGCCUCAGCCAGCUCUUCCUCAGGAGAGCAUGCAAAGCCCUUGGAAAAAGAGGCAGUAAAAGAAAAGCCUGAAAAGCCAUUGGAAAAGGAUGCAGCAAAAGAAGAGCCUGGAAAACCCUUGGAAAAAGGGAAAGCAACAGAAGAGCUUGCAAAGCCUUUGGAAAAAAGGCAAGCAGAAAAUGAACCCCAAAAAAAAGAAGAAAGCAAGCCUGUGGAAACAGAGCUAGCAGCACAUGAGCCUGCAAAACCCUUGGAAAAAGGGCAAGCAAAAAAUGAACCUGGACAAGAAGCAGGCAAGCCCUUGGAAACUGCCAAGCAAGAGCCUGCACCAGAGCCAACAGAAGAAGAAUGGCAAGUGGCCACAAACAAAAGAAAGAAAAAAGAAAAGCAGGCAGAGAAAAAAACCUACCUGGAUGUGGUGGUGAAAGGUGGGUUGCAGGAUCACAAGACCCCAAAGCAAAAGCAAAGAACAAGCAGGGGGUAUGUGAGCCUGGGGUCAGAAUCUGCCAGCUCCUCUAGGGCCAGCAGCCAAAAGGGGACACCUGCACAGCCUGCCAGGAUGUCUCUGCUGGAGCCUUUGCAAAAAAGGCAGGGGGUCACUGAGCCUUUGGAAAAAAGGCAAGAGAUCCCUAGGCCUUUGGAAAUAAGGCAAAGGUUGGCCCUGGAUUGGCACAAUGUCUUCCAGCUGACCCACAAGGGGGAAGACUAUGUGCCAAAUGCCCACAUCAGAGCGUUCUGGGACCUGCAGGCAGAAGGGUUUGAGAUUUAUCUCUUGACCUUUUGUGGCAGAGAAAGGGGUGACACAGUGGUCAAAUGGGCCAAGUCUCUCCCCAUCAAGUGGGGCUACAUCAAGGUAGUUGGGGACAGGUGUGGCCCCUGGGGGAAAGCAGAGUGGGCCAAGCAUUUGGGGUGCACACACCUGGUAGAUGACAAUGCAGACAUCUGCAAGGAAUCCUUGGAAAAAGGAUUGAAGGUCUACCCAGUGACCACCAGGCAUGAGCACCACACAUGGGCCAAGAAGGAAGGCCUGGAGACCUACAGGGACUUUGUCAAAGUGGUGGAAGCCCUUGAAGAGACAGUGGAAGGAGCAAAGGCACUCCUGCAGAAGCUCAUGGCCAAGGAUGAAAAAACAAAACUGUGGUCCAAACACCAGACCUACUUGAGAGGCAACCAGGAUGAAAAGAGCACAUAUGAUGAAGCAAGCAAAAAGGAAAAAACCGACAUGACAAUGAUGUGGCUCUUGAAAAAAGAGCAUCCAAAGUACUACCAGGUGUCCAAGGAGAUGGAAGGAUCCACCAAGGCAAAGAGGAGUGAGCAGUGGGUCAGUGAGAUGGUGAUGCUCACAAAAUGGUCUUGGGAGGAAUUACAGAUGCAUCUAGCAUCUGGGAGGAUUGUAGGAAGGGAGUGUGCCUCUACCUGGGGGGUCUAUGAGUAUUGUGACAUGCAGGAUUGGGUCACAGUCCAGGCUGCACAAUCAAAAAAACGAGCCAGAAUUGCACAAGAGUAUGUUCCAAACUCUGAUGAUGAGAUGCUCCUGGACUCAUGCAUGCAAGGCAACAUGAAAGCUAAUGCCAGCAGGCUCUUGGCUCAGAGUUCUGGCAGCAAAGGGCUUGGAAAAAGCUCAAGCAAAGGGAAAGGGAAAGGCAAAGGAAAGGGAAAAGGAAAAGGAGAUAGUCAGCUGGCCUUGCAGGAUAGGGAAGAAAAGCAUACAGAAGAUGAAGAAGAGGAUGAAGACAAAACAGAAGAAGAGCAGCUGAAGGAUGCUUACAAGAAAGCAAAGAAGGCCAGGGACAUGGCAACAGCAGUCUGUGCAGACUUUGAGGAUUGCUUGGCAAAAGCAAACCCCUACUUGAGCAAGGCAUCAAAGCAAAAUGGCUUGAAGGACCAGCAGCUCUUGGCUGCCAUGGGCAACAAACUGAAGGAAGCUGUCAGCAAAGAAAAUGUACCCCUGAAAAAGUUAAAGUCUAUGCUUCAAGAAACUGCCAACAAAGUCAAGGAGGUAAAGGACACAAUGAAAGAGUUGAAGCAAUUGGCCAACAAGGCUGGCAGCAUUGCUUCCAAGGUCUCAGUCAAGGAUGCUUGUUGGCAGCCAGCUGUUGCUCAAGAGAGCCUUGCAGAAAGGCCAGAUGCAGAGGCAGAACAUCCAAGCCCCUUUGCCACCAAGCUGCUGAGCCACUGGGCCCAUGGUACUUUGAGUGCCAAAGCCAUACAAGAAUUGGCACAUUUGGCACAGCUUGGUGGAACCAGCCAUGCAGAAGUGGCAGCCCUUGCAAAAAGUGGCAAUUAUGGUGAAAACCCAGGGAACAUUCACAAGGCAAUCAUGCAAACCUUUUUGCCUAAUGUUUCCAUCCCAGCUGGGUUUGAUGUGGAGGUGGCCACCACAAAGGACACCUGGCCAGCUUUGUGGAAAUGGUUCAGCUGGAGUUUCCAUGCCUUGCAAAAAGGCUUCCACCCCUCCAGGGAUCCAGAUGGAAAACCCUUGGAAAAAGGGUCGCCUUUCUAUCCACACAAAGGAAAGGCUUUGGCAUCUUCUUUCACAGCAGCCAUCUGGACCAUCAUUGGUGAUCAGGAAUUCUUCUCCUUGCAGCUGGGCUUGCCUCACUGGGCAUCAAAGAAUCCAUGCCACCAAUGCAACUGCACCAGCAAGAGUGGAGACCUUCCAUAUUCUUGGUUGGAUCCAGAUGUGUUCACCUAUGUGAACACAAAGGUGGCCAAGGCCAACCCCAGCUCCACCCAUCCAAUCUUCAGCAUUGAUGGGGUCACCAGCAGGAUGGUGAGGGGGGAUGGCUUACAUAUCCUUUUCACAAAGGGAUUGUAUGCCCAUCUGUUGGGAAGCUGCCUGCACUACAUGUGCUGGUUUGACCCAAUCACUGGACACCAAGUGGUCAAACCACAGGAGCGCCUUGCUGUCAUCUUUACUGAAGUGCAGAAAUUCUACAAAGUGCAAGGGGCUGGAACAGUGCUCACCAACCUCAAGCUCAGCAUGUUUACCAAUGAAAAGUCCCCACACCAGUCCCAUGCAUUCCUAGAUGCAAAAGGGGGCGAAUGCAAAUGGUUGGCACCAGCCCUGCUGGAGGUGAUGAAAAAAAUGCUUGGUCCAGAAAGGGACCACCAUGCCCAUAUGAUACAAUGUGUCGAGAUCAUGGUGCAGCUGGUCUUCUUGUGGGAUUCAGCAGACAUCUUCCUCACUGAAGCAGAAGAAGAAUUCACAAUGAGUUUGUGCAACUCCUUCCUGCAGGAAUACACCUACUUGAACCAUUGGGCAGAAACAUCUGGCAGAAAGCUUUUCCACAUUGUCUUCAAGCACCACACCUUCAUCCAUCUUUGCCUUGGAGCUGCAGAAAUGAAUCCUAGAUUCCAUUGGUGCUUUAAGUCAGAAGACUUUGUGGGGGCUAUAGCCAGGCUUGCACACUCUUGCACCUCUGGAGUGGCAAGCACCAGGCUCAGCACCAAAGUUCUCCCCAAGUAUGCAAUUCUACUCCAUUUGUUGCUUACAAGAGAAGGCUUCAGCAUGGAAGGUUAG
Molecule: messenger RNA, 3654 nt
Organism: Cladocopium goreaui
Lineage: Eukaryota; Dinophyceae; Suessiales; Symbiodiniaceae
Source: the annotation of a GenBank genome assembly